Molecule: messenger RNA, 2307 nt
Organism: Gymnogyps californianus (California condor)
Lineage: Eukaryota; Metazoa; Chordata; Aves; Accipitriformes; Cathartidae
Gene: PGRMC2
Product: progesterone receptor membrane component 2
Exons: 3
Cellular component (GO): membrane; endomembrane system
Source: RefSeq, a predicted model, not a curated record
GCGGCGGCGGCGGCGGUGGUGGGCGGUGAGAUGCUGCUGAACGUGGGGCUGCUGGCGCUGGCGCUGCUGGCGGCCUACCGGCUGUACCUGCGCUGGGGGACGCGGAGCGGGCCGGGGGGCGUGGCCCGGCAGAGCCAGGCCGCCGCUCUGCCGCGGAUGAAGCGGCGGGAUUUCUCCCUGGAGCAGCUGCGCGAGUUCGACGGGGCCCGCAACCCUCGCAUCCUCCUGGCUGUCAACGGCAAAGUCUUCGACGUGACCAAAGGCAGCAAGUUCUACGGGCCCGAGGGUCCAUAUGGAAUAUUUGCUGGCAGAGAUGCCUCCAGGGGACUAGCAACUUUCUGUCUAGAUAAAGAUGCACUCAGAGAUGAAUAUGAUGACCUAUCGGACUUAAAUGCUGUACAGAUGGAAAGUGUAAGAGAGUGGGAAAUGCAAUUUAAAGAAAAAUACGACUACGUAGGUAGACUCCUAAAACCAGGGGAAGAACCAUCAGAAUACACAGAUGAGGAAGAUACCAAGGAUCACACUAAACAGGAAUGAACUUUGUAAACAACCAAAGUCAGGGGCCUUCGGAACUGCAACCUCUUAUUCCCCAUCACAGAAUGUCCUGCAUCUUUGGGUACAGUUCAUCUGCUGCGAAAAACAUUCAACAGGUUUUGUACAAGGAAAAUAAUAUACUCACAAAUGAAGAUUUGAAUACUAGACAUUAUUUGUGCUGCCAGACUUUUUGUUGCAGUUUAUUUGUAAUGUCUGGUUAGGCUUCUUAGUGAAGAGGGGCCAGGGAUUGAAAGGCAAAAACGCUAUUCCUUUUUAUCAGUAAGCUGAAGCCUUCAAAUAGUAUAUAUUACAAGCUCUCUAAAAGACGUGAGUCUUCAAGCUCAGUGGAAGGUUUGAAUCUUGUUUUGUGUGUCUUCUCCUUCAGCAUUAAAAAAAGAUGUACUCAUGUACAUCAGUAUCAGUAGGUUAGACUACUGAAACUGGUGUUAAAAUGUGAAUUUCCGAUUUUGUUUUGUAUGUGGGCGUUAGUAGCCCUGGCAGAAUACUUCAGUUCUCUAAGAGAAGUCCAUGUAGAUUAGGAUGGGGGUAAAAUUCAUCCUUUUCUCAAAAGGAUUGGGUAAAACUGUUUCCUCUGCAACAACUAUUAUCUGAAGCCUGCCUCUCCCCCCUUUUCCCAUCCUCCAAAUCAAAUCAAAUCAAAUAUUAAUUGUGCCUUAUUUCGCUUACAUAGACUUGAAUUGUUUUAAGGGACAGCCCCAAAAUUGUGGUUUCAUAGUCACUACGAGCAGCAUCGAGACUGAAGUUAGAAUGUUCUGUUGACUGGAAAACCUUGAUGUCAUUCUGUGUAUAGAAUGUAAAAGAGGAAUACUCAGUGUUACUGCCAUAUGUUAAUACUACAUAUACUUAAAUUAGCAUUGUGAUGGCCAAAUGCAUACUCCCAUGCUUCUUUUUAAGUAAUUACAAACACACACAAAAGUCACCCUUCCUCCUCUUCCAGAAGCUGCCUAACUUUUGGGAGCGUAGCCUUCACACCCCUGUAGAGUGAAGGGGCGUGCGCGCGUGUGUAUGUGUGCGUGUCUGAAUGCAAGACUUGGGAGGGAUUAUUUCUGCAGAUAUUGUAAAUACGAGUACCAUUUUAAUAAAGCAUGUACAAUACCAAAAGUGCUGUCAGACUUUAUGUAGAUGCUGUUAAGCAGAGCUGGAACAUGAUGGAAUACAAAGUAAGGGGAAGAGGUCCUGGAUGUGAAACGUCCACCGCUAUUAACACUGUUCCUUGUCCUCGUGGGGUUAUUUUUCCUUUCAAGUCCCAGCUUUUGAAGAAUCUUGAAGACUUAUUCAGGUAAGCUGUAUUUAAGAGACUAAACCUAUGCCAAUGCAUUUAUGGUGGAAAAAAAAUAAGGGAUGUAAAUAAAGGAGAAGCAUUUUAGGAAAUCACAUAAUGUACGGUAAAAGGAGCACGUAAGGUACAGUAAAAGGAGCAUGUCUUAUGGCAUUAAUAGGACAAGAAUGCUGGAGAUCUAUACAUGGGUAUCACUCAACAAAUUGUAGAAAUUUCACCGUCUGUUCUGCUAAAUUCAUAACGGUGACACUAUUAUAAAGUUCAUGACUUGCAGCUUUAUGGCUUACGUCUGUACCUCUGUUUGCAGAUUUUACCUGUGCUAAGCCUAUAGUAACAGAUUUCUAUAUAUACAUUCUGUUGAACUGUAGACUGUGAAAUUCCAGGGACUACUUCCUUUUAUACUAUUUGGCUGAAAGAGGAUUUAUAUUGAUGUAAAUGAAAUAAACAAACAAAAAUCCUCCGUUGAAUCAUGU